Messenger RNA from Leptopilina boulardi, 1126 nucleotides. RefSeq lists its product as uncharacterized. NCBI's taxonomy places the organism in Eukaryota, Metazoa, Arthropoda, Insecta, Hymenoptera, Figitidae. The transcript has 2 exons. The coding region runs from base 108 to 587 and encodes 159 amino acids. The record is from RefSeq and is a predicted model, not a curated record.
GUAUGCCAGCGAAAGAAAACCAGAAGUUUUUAAUAUUUAACAAAUAUUUAAUUCUACAUUUGUUAUAAAUUUUUUUACAUUUUUAUAUAGAUAAUUUGAAAGCUUUGAUGCUAUUACCAGUGCUACUUCCUGCAGCAAAUUUUAUUCCCAAACGUAAGAGUAUACGUAGUACCAGUGGAGGACCAAGUGCAAGUGAGAGAAUUAAACUAUCUAAAGGACUACAAUCUGCAUUCAGAGAAACUGAAAUCGAAAACUUAUUUGGUCCGACGACUUCAAAAGAUAUUAUUACUUCAACUUUUCCAAAUCCCGAGUUAUUGAGAAUGCUAAAGGAAAGCUCAGACAUUAAAGCAACUGUUUCUGCAUUACGUACUGAAUCAGUGGAAACAGUUCAACCCUAUUUGCUUGCUGUUUCGGGAUUACAAAUGAAUAAAUAUUUCAUCAUUGGUGACGGAAGAAUGAUUGAGAUUCAUAAAAAUGAAAAUCCGCUUACAGGAAUUGAUCUUCUCUUCAAGUUACAUUAUGUAACCAAUGUCGAAUUUUCGAAAUCAUUAUCGUUUUUUUAUAAUUUCAUAGAAAUGUAUUUCUAAAAGACAAACAGCAACGUUAUGAGUUUUGUUUAAUCAUUCUAUAUAUCACUGACAAAUGUUAAAAUGGACUCUUCGACCACAAUGAACACAUGUGGCGCAAAAGAUACGAAAAAUGUCAAUAGUGACAUUUAAAUGAUCUGUGAUUUAAUUAAUGUGAUUUGUUUAAUUACUUUUAAUUUUAUUUAUGUUUGUACUUCAUUGAUGCUCAUUCCAAUGAUACGUUUUUCGUUGAUUUUAUAAGACUAACAACAAUAUUUUGAAAUCGGUUCAAUCAUUGUGAAAAUCACUAAAAAAAUGUUAAAAUGUACAUUAACACUUCGACCAAAAUCAACACAAGUGGUGAAAUAGAUACGUAAAAUGUCGAUAAUGACAUUUAAGAAAGCAAUUUUGUAUUUCAGAUUAUUAAAACCAAUUAAUAAUUUAUUAAAAAUGUUUAAAUGUAAAAAUUAAUAUGAAUUAAAUUUUAUAUAACUGUUUCUAUUAGCGAAAUUUAUUAUUAUCGACAAUUUAAUUAAAAAUAAAUAUUUCUUUUGACAGUA